Culicoides brevitarsis is the source of this 4320-nucleotide messenger RNA. Its product is annotated as serine-rich adhesin for platelets. The record is from RefSeq and is a predicted model, not a curated record. The transcript has 7 exons. Lineage: Eukaryota; Metazoa; Arthropoda; Insecta; Diptera; Ceratopogonidae. The coding region runs from base 710 to 4147 and encodes 1145 amino acids.
UCGUUUUUUUUCUACACUCACAGAAUCAAGAAGAAAUAAAACAAAAAAGAAACAGAACAAAAAUAUACAAAAAAGAUUACUUUAUUCAAUGUUGUCAUAGGUCUCUGUGUAUAUUUCUCUGCUGUUAUUUGUUCUUCUUAUUGCUGAUAUGAUAAAAGCAAAAAAAUAUUGAAGAAGUGAAGUGAUAUUCAAAAUUAAAUUGAAGAAGAAGAAAAAAAAAAUCUGUGAAAAUAUUACUUGUGCAUAGUAAGCAGUUAGCAGAUAGAAUUCCUCCUCGAGAGACGACAAAAAUAAUUUUCAAGAAUCAAAAUAAAUAGAAUAAAAAGAAGAAGAAUUCCGACGAAUACGUUCUCAUACUGCAAGUAGAAUAGAGAGUUUCUGUGUAAUAAAGAAAAGUAUAAAAUUUCAAAUACAACAAAAAAAUUUUUACUUGAGAUCCCACACGAACGAGAGAAUUUCUUCAAGAGAUAAAUAAUUGAAAAAAAAAAUAAGUUGAGAAGAAGACAAAAAUCAAUCGUGAUCGAAUUCAACGGGAUCUGCGAUCGAUCUUUAAUUGUGCUUAAUUCAAUUGUUUCGAGCAGUGAAUGAAGUAACAGUGCUUUGCUUUUCAUUUUUCUCUUUCUCUUCAAAUCAACACAACAACAACAACAACAAAAACUAAAACGGAUUAAACUAUUAUUACGUAAAAUAAAUACCUACAUAAAUAAAGAUGUCAGCGGGACUGAUGUCUUGUGUACGGGAAAACUCCCCGCCAAUGGGAAAUGAGUCACCAGCUAUGACAAUUAGCAUUGCUGGAACACAAUCUUCAUCAAAUACAGAUACAGAUACGGUGAAGCGUCGUCGUUUUCAUCCACUACGAAAUUUACGAAAAAUAUUUCGCAGACGCACAGUUUCGCAUGCUGAAACCCCGCAAAUUCACACCUUUGGUACCGUGAGUUCGUCCACGACAGACACCACGACAAUCAGUGGCAAAAGUGCUCAAAUUUCCGGUGGAUAUUUGUAUCUGAAGCGCGAUCACUCGACCGACGGUAUUGGACAUCGUGGCGGUAAUGCGGAAGACGAAUCAAGUGAUAUGGCGGAGAUAAGUGAUUGUCAGAGGAGCUUCAGUGAAGGACGAUUGAUAGAUAGUGACAUCAGUCGAGAACAUCUAUCACAGUCGCACGACAGUGUAUUUUCCGAGUCAGCUACAGCAAGCAGUUUAUCGAUAGUGCUAAAGGCUGAGUUGACAGAUGUGUUGCGCAAACGUGGAUUGCGCCAAGAAGCGUCCGAAGAAGAAGAUCUCGGCCUGCCACAGAGCCCCAACAGUCCAAAUCGCAAGGAAAAACAUCACAGCCAAGGUUCCUUGAGUUUGUUGAGUAUGACGAGUUCCGAUAUGGACGACGAACAUUCCUCGACGCGUCAAAAUACGACGUUUGACAGUUCGAGCUCGAGUUUCUUCAAUAAAUCGUCGGAUUAUUCGCAUGAUGAAGUUGAUCUUGAUCUUUCGUCAUCUUCCCGAUUGAGCCAUUCAGCAGCGCGUCACAAAUUGGCAGUGCGCCCCAAGAAAAAGGGUCCCAGUCGACCACGCAGAUCACGUGAACCGACAACUGUCUUGCCAUCCACUCCCGAGGUGAAUGAGGAAAAUUUAAAACAUGCCGCGUCAAAUUCUGACAUCACAGAUACGCCCACCAAGAAGCUUAAAUCACAAUCGUUGCCACGCGAAACGGAUUCCAAGCAGAUGUUUGCUUUCACAAAAUCCGAAAUUCGUCAAACGCCGCAAAAAACGACAAUUUACGUGAACAAAAAUAUUUCCAAAAGUCACGAUUUCGACAAACCCGUUGCCACGACAAGCAUCACAAUUGGCACAGCAUCGACAGUGACGACAAACACGACAACAACAACUUCCACGAAGAAAUCCGAGGAGAGUUUGAUCAAGAAAUUCUGGAGUCGCAACGUGAAAAAGUCCAAAGAGGACGUCAUGGAAGCGGAAGACGAGCAAGAAGAACGUGUCUCGGAAUGCAUGGAACAUAAAUCAAUUUUGCAAAUUAACACGGAAAAUACGGAUGUUCUCGUCAAGCCAAAGCCCAAAACUGGAGCUGCAGCUCGUCAACGUGUCGUUCCGCAGGAAAUCGAGGAGCCUGUGGUUAAAGAACGUGCUAGCAUCGUAAUUGGACAAAAAACGGAGGCAAAGUCGAAACCGAUCCCGAUUGCCAGAACGCACAUUGGAGCGAGUCCGGCACGCGUGAUUGUCAAAAGUCACGAAAAUUUGUUGUCCAAAUCGUUGGAAAAGGAAGAAAAUGUGAAAGCACAAUCCAUUUCGCCACCAAAAACGAGUUGGCAGGAACAACAUCACCUAAAGGCGCCCAAAAUUUGUGGAUUGAGUUCGUUGCAGCAGAAAAUUUCUCACAUGGAAUCGCCGUCAAAGAAGGCAAAUGUCCCCAAAUCCAACAGUUUUCGCGUUUACUCGUCCAGCAUCGACAGCAAUUUGGAAAAGAACAAUCUCCCGAGUUUACCGAACUUGAGUAAGAUUGUCGACGACAACGAUGACGACGUGAAAAGUGAUGAGCCCUUGAAGUUUUCUAGUCUAACGGAGCACUACACCGAGAAAAAACGCAAGUCGCAAGAAAAACUUCCCGAUUCGAGCAAACAAAAAUUCGAAAUUAACGACUUUAAUUUGGUGAAACAGCACAAAAAAGAGCCCGGAGUCGAAAUUGUUGGAGUUCUUAAGAAGAAAAAUAUCGUUUUGAAAGGUGCUGAAGAGUUAUCACAAUCGACGACGACCAAUAUCUCCCAAAUCGAGGAAAAUAUCGACAAAUUAAUGAAAAGUUCUGUCGUUACGAUGCUCAAAAAUGCAAGUUUCGAAGAAAAUGACGUAAAAAUGGAAAUUAUCGAUUCAUCGAGUGAGGAAAGUAUGACUCCCGAAAGCCCCCAAUCUCCCGUAAAGGAAGAGAAAAAAUCCGAAACAAACGAAACUGAAGCCAUCUUCCGUGAAAAACGCGUUUCUAGUGUUUUGGAACAAUUUGAGGCGAAACGCAGUCCGGAAUUCAAGGCAAAACCGCCAAUUAAGGUGACAAAACCUGAAACAGAGACCGUUGAGUUGCGCGACAAAGAGAUGAAACCUCCAAAGCCCCCAACGUCUUUCAGAAUUUCACCGAAAACGACUCCCGUUGAGAUUAUUCCGGCUUCGGAGACGCCCAGUAGUCCCGUGAAGUUGACGCAUAACGCAGUUUUUCAAGAGACAGAGCCCCGUAGAAGCAUCAUCGGAGACAAUGACGACCGAAAAGUGAUUUUGCAACGAAGAACUUCCGUGUCCGAGGAACGUUUGAAGUUCGAACGGAGAAUUUCCGGCGGAGCAUCGGACGACGGCUCGAAAGAUCACAAAAAAUCGCAAUCCGAGGAAGAUCUUGAGACAAAACCAAAGGAAAUGAAAAAGUCGGUCGCUAGCACGACAUCCGACGAAGACGAAACUCCCGUAGUUACGAUGCGUAAAAAGUCCAGCGAGAAGGUUUUUGACGCGUCGGGUACUAAAAACGACGAAACGCCGGAACUGAUGAAAGUUUUUGCGCGUCGCUCGCAAAAAAUCCAACUUGAUGACGACGACAAUGUUCAAGUGCAGGAAAUUAAGAAACUUAUCGCAGCUCACAACGUCGACAGUGACAAGGAAAAUCAAUCAAGUAGCGAGGAAAAGUUGGAUAAAAUCACGCAACCACAAGUAACGCCUCCUGCAAGUCAAGGAACGAACAACAACAUCAACAACAACAACGUGCCAACAAUCAAGCCCGCCACAACCGGCAUCAAGGAAAAUAAUGAAAAUGUGAUUCCGGUGAACGAUGGCAAAACAUUGUCGAAACCCUUUGGAACGCCAAGUCGGUUUAGCAACGUCUCCAAUUAUCGCAAUAGCACGACUUUCCUGGAAACGCGCAAUAAAACGAUGAAAAACAACAACAACAUGACAUCAUCAACAUCCGCAACGACGACGACAACAACAACGACAAUUACGAGCAAUAACAAACUAACGCAAGAUGUCAAGAACAACAAUUCCACAAACAUUCGUCACACAAUCGGUGCUAUCGAGAAAAUUGACACGGAACCCGAAGAAAUUGAGUUCAAGGGAAUUUUGCAGCGACGCGCCGAAUGGGAAAAACGCGCAAAAGAAGGAUUCAAAUAAAAAUCUUUAAAAAGUUUAAAAAAAGUUGUGCUUGUGAUAAAAAAAAAUAAAUUAACGAUUAGCUUCUUGAUGAAAAUUUCUUUUGUACUAAUAAUUUUUCAAAAAAAAAAAUCAUUCCUUAACAAUUCGACCAAUUUUUAGAGUAGCUUUUCUAUAAAUAUAAACAUUAAAAA